GCUGAUGUGAUGUAAAAAUGGACCAAAAUCUAAUAAAGACUUAAAGGAGUUCUGAAGGCAAAAGGCGGUUAGCAGGGUGUAACUAAUGAAGUGGCAGGUAAGUAUAUUUGCAGACGUGCUCCUAAAUAGUCGCAUGCGUCCAGUUUUAAUCUCAGAUAUGAGUGAAACGCUUGCGCUGUUGAGUUCUGCAUGACGGACUUUUUCCUCUUCAGCCUGUUUGCUUCAUGUGUUGAAUCAUAAACAUGAUUGGUGGAAACAGGUUAACAGCCCAGCAGCUACCUAACAAGUUACCUGACAUAUUUACUUAGUGGCCGUCAUCGUGUCAUACCUGUAACAGUAUACCUGCUCGUGAGAAGUUUUCCGUCAUCUCAUUAGUAACCUGUGGUUUGUUCCUGCAGAUUUGCCACAGCAGCGUGUCUGUGAUGACAAGGAGGUUCUCACAGACCAGCAGGUCUUUAACCAGGAAUGGAACUUCAGCCCAGACCAGAAGGACCCGGAGCCUCCACAGAUCACAGAGGAGCAGGCAGCAGUCGCUCUCUGUCACCAGGGAGAGCAGCUCGUACAGAACGAGGAGACUGACGCUGUUACGGUUCAGCCAUGUUUGGGUCCUCCUGCCCAUGAGCAGCCUAACACGGCUCCUGUUAAAGUCAUUGAUCUCAGCACAGAUUCUGAUUUGGCUCUGAAAACCAAAACCUUCACAGGGGCCUUCCUCCCUCCGCCUCCUGCUGGGAUGGGCGGAUGUCGCUGAGAUGUGUGGCCUUUGGUACGCUUGGGGGCUCGGAUCGAUCUCUGUCUGCCUCUGGCUCCUGGGAUGUUAUUGCAGUUUCCCACCCUCAUUAUCAAGUACAUUUGUGACAAAGACACGCACACUCUCACUCACUCUCUGUCUCUCACACACCACGAGAAGAUUGAUAAUUUAUGUAGCUGCGUAUUUUCUCCUUUUUGUGUUCCAGGUGCAGCAGUUGGCGAUAUAUUGUGCAUUUCUAGCCUUUUAUUACAUAUCCUAUCCUUCCCCCACGCUGCCUUAGACGCUGUCAUACUGUACACCACAAACAAUAUAAUAACUGAAAUAUAGAAAUUAACAAAGAAACAGAUGAAAGAUAUACAUGAACAAGAGGAGCCUAUAGAGAAUUUAUAGAGGUGGUUUUGGAAACGCAAAAUGUGUUUGGCACCAGAUUGUGUGUACGUGUGUGUGUGUUCAGUUUAGGGGGAGCUUUUAAUCUUUGGAUAUUGGAAAUACCGUUUUAAGCACACACUCCAGCCUGCGGGGGUCGCUGUUGCGAUGUUUUCUAGCCGACACAAAGAAGAGAGCUAAUCUAACGGCAGCAUCUAACGCGGCACUGAGAGGAUUCAGACUCAUUUUAUACACCUUUUCUCCAAACUGUGGAUAUUGAUACAGCUUAUAAAAGAAAUGUGACCAACGACUGAGUUUAAACCAGUGUUUAAAAUGUUAUGACGAAGUCGCUAUCUGCUAACGUCAGCUAGCCGCUUAGCUGGUUAGCUUUUGGUUGCCUGACAACGGAAGCCAAACAAACACCGCUAGCAGGUUAGCAGUGCUAAUCUGCUAAAGGUGCUAGGUUUUUACAUUUUCCACGCAAACGUGAAACUUGCAGGAUGGCUGAGGACGGCAGACGCGGCGACGAAGAGGACCGAGGGCCCGGAGCGGCUUACCGGGGGGUCGCAGUGAUGGAGAGCCUGCUGGAGAAGCUGAAUGCACUCAACUAUGAGGAGGAGGUUCUGGGCAAACACAACAUGAAGAACCUGUCCAGGCAUUACUUCGUCUCCAGUCCAUACCUGGCGUCUAACCCCGGCGAGCAGUUCUACAUGUUCACCAUCAUCGCAGCGUGGCUCAUCAAUGUGGCGGGGAGGCCGUUUACCGAGCCGCAGGAGUACGACGAACCCAACGCCACCGUGUCCAACAUCCUGGCAGAACUGCGGGCCUUUGGUGUUAAGGUGGACUUCCCGCCCUCCAAACUGAAGUCGGGCUCAGGCGAGUACGUCUGCUUCGUGCUGGACCGACUGGCUGAGGAGGCGCUCAGGAGGAGAGGCUUCACCUUCAGGAAGACAAACUACCCAUCAGAAAACACAGAAGAAGAGUCUGUGGUGGAGGACGACGCCGAGCUCACGCUCAGCAAAGUGGAGGAGGAGCUGAUCGAUGAAGGAGACGAGGAGGAGGAGAACGUGAUGGACCUGGAGGCUCUGAAGUUACGAAGCACUCACACUGAAGCUGAGACGUCCUCCAAACCCGACGAGAUCCUGGAGUCGACGGUCGACGCGACAGAGUGGAACCUGGAGGUGGAGCGAGUCCUGCCGCAGCUCAAAGUCACCAUCAGGACCGACAACAAGGACUGGAGGGUCCACGUGGACCAGAUGCACCAGCACAGAGACGGGAUCCAGUCCUCACUCAAGGAGGCCAAGAGUCACCUGGACAAGCUGCAGGAGGACAUCGGGAAGACGCUGGAGAAGGUGAGCAGCAGAGAGAAGUACAUCAACAACCAGCUGGAGCAUCUGAUCCAGGAGUACCGCAGCGCCCAGGCCAAACUCAGCAAGGCCAGAGAGCGCUACCAGCAGGCCAGCGGAGGAGUGACGGAGAGAACCAGAGUGCUGGCCGAGAUCAGCGAGGAGCUGGAGAAGGUGAAGCAGGAGAUGGAGGAGAAAGGCAGCAGCAUGUCUGACGGAGCUCCGGUGGUGAAAAUCAAGCAGAGCCUGACGAAGCUGAAGCAGGAGAUCAUUCAGAUGGACGUGCGGAUCGGCGUGGUGGAGCACACGCUGCUUCAGGCCAAACUCAAGGAGAAGUCCAACAUGACGCGAGACAUGCACGCCACCAACAUCCCCGAGCCCGCCGCCGGGCUGUUCGCCUAGCGCAGCAGCCUAGACCCGAAAAACCCGGCGAGGUCCGACUCCUCUAAAAGGACCUGAAAGGCUCAGGAAGCCGAAAAAUGUCUUCACAUCUAUUUAUAACCAACAUAUUUUUCCAUUUCCUGUGAUGGAUGUUUUUAUGUCUUUGAGGGAUUUUUAUAAACUUAAAGAAUUUCUCUGUUAAGCUCAAUGAUUCAAAUCCAUUAAUCGGAUUGACCACCAGAUGGCGCCAGAGUUGCAGAUAAAGGGCUUGUUAUUGAACUUUUAAAAGUAUAAUAAUCGAAGCAUAUUUGAAUCUUUAGUUAGCAUAGUUUUUAUUUUUCUACUAAAUAUUGUAAACACUAAAUAAAACCUUAAAAAACAGAAAAUCAA
Messenger RNA from Neolamprologus brichardi, 3231 nucleotides. RefSeq names its product intraflagellar transport 57 homolog (Chlamydomonas) (gene ift57). Lineage: Eukaryota; Metazoa; Chordata; Actinopteri; Cichliformes; Cichlidae. Gene Ontology annotation, biological process: non-motile cilium assembly; intraciliary transport. The record is from RefSeq and is a predicted model, not a curated record. Gene Ontology annotation, cellular component: Golgi apparatus; cilium; intraciliary transport particle B.